AACACAAAUAACUUUAUCCAAACACACACAAACUUUGAUACCUUUAAUUUCUACAUGUAUUAUCGUGGAGUUAUGGCUGGCCAAUUUGGUCAUGGUAUCAUGGAGGAAGAUUUAUGGAGGAAAGGACCUUGGACUGCUGAAGAGGAUAGGUUGCUAAUUGAGUAUGUUAGGGUGCAUGGUGAAGGGAGGUGGAAUUCUGUUGCCAGACUUGCAGGAUUGAGAAGGAAUGGAAAGAGUUGCAGAUUAAGAUGGGUGAAUUAUCUAAGGCCAGAUCUCAAAAGGGGUCAAAUCACACCACAAGAAGAGAGCAUAAUUCUAGACCUGCAUGCUAGGUGGGGAAACAGGUGGUCAACAAUUGCAAGAAACUUACCGGGAAGAACGGACAAUGAAAUAAAGAACUAUUGGAGGACUCAUUUCAAGAAAAAGGCAAAAAAUCCCUCUGAUGCUGCCGAAAAGGCGAAAAAUCGAUUCCUGAGGAAGCAGCUAUUUCAUCAGCAACAACAACAGUUGCAGCAAGUUCAACAACAGCAGCAACAACAACUGCAAUUCAACUUGGACAUGAAAGAUGUCGUGUCCUUGUUUGAGGAAAAUAAUAUUAAUAACCAUAGAGUUCCUUAUAUAUCUCAAACUAGACAAGAAAUGUUCAACAUGUGUCCAAACACAACAGAAGAACAGAGUUACUUUAUGUUUAAUGGAAACUCUUCUGUACAAGAUUCUUCAGCAAAUGAUGUUUUGUGGGAUGAUGGACUGUGGAAUUUGGAUGAUGUUCAUGGGAAUUUCAGUGUUGCUAAUGCAACAAACAAAACUGGUUUAUAUAAUUUAGUUACUCCUAAUUAUUGUUAGUGUUAUUUGGUUGAGGAAAUUUAUAAGUACUCUUAAUUAGUUUUAGUUAAGUUAUAGUUUGAUAUAAGGCUCCAAAAACCAUGAGCUUUUGAUUAGUUGCAUAAGGUGUGUAGUUGAGAUUAGUAAAAUGAUGUUCUCAAAGGAAACUUAUUAUGUAAUCUGUCAAUAAAGUGUCUCAAUUUUGCUUAUAAAAUAACUUAAAUGAACUUUGUUUUUUA
Messenger RNA from Trifolium pratense (red clover), 1061 nucleotides. RefSeq names its product transcription factor MYB2-like. Gene Ontology annotation, biological process: regulation of DNA-templated transcription. The coding region runs from base 55 to 843 and encodes 262 amino acids. The transcript is spliced from 3 exons. Gene Ontology annotation, cellular component: nucleus. Gene Ontology annotation, molecular function: DNA-binding transcription factor activity; sequence-specific DNA binding. The record is from RefSeq and is a predicted model, not a curated record. Lineage: Eukaryota; Viridiplantae; Streptophyta; Magnoliopsida; Fabales; Fabaceae.